AAAUUUCGUUGGUAUACUUGGACUUCAUUCUAGCACUAUUUCCCUCGCCUUUGGGGACUAGUCUAUCGAGCAUAUCAUCAGCUCUAGCCCUGGCUCGAUACCCAAGCCUCAACAAAAGACCGCGCGUAGUCACCUCCUAGCACGAGCGCCCAAUAGCGAUCGCCAGCCAUCACCACCGUCGAUUGGAGUCUACUGGCCCGGGCUAGCCUGACCUAUGAGGCCACAAACGCCUUCCGUCGCCGCAACAAUGUUCUCGUUCUUUGCACAGAUUCGUGCAGACAGUAUUCCUGACGGAAUCCUUCCCAAGAACAAGAGACAGGUUGUGGGCACCGGUGUCACAACUACCACUACGAUGGCAUCGACCUCGGACACACCCAGCUCGACAACGGAGCCGACAAGCGAGACCACUCCAACGACGACUCAGCCAACCUCAGAAGAGACAACGCCAACAUCAGCCCAAACUACCUCAGCAGAGACGACGCCAACAUCGACAGUGCCGACGACCAUCGAUGUCACGACGACGAAUUCUGAUGGCUCGACUGUCACGUCGAGAAUUGCCACACGAACUGCAGUUUCUGGCUCAGCCUCUACUGGCCUCGUGAAGACGACCUCUGGCAAGUCGAGCGAUAUCGUCGUGGUCGGAUCUUCUACCAUCAACAGGUCCACACUGUCAUCUGCCACAGUCAUCACAUCUGCCCUUGUCGCAUCAGAAACCCACCGAUCGACCUACACUUCAUUCUGGACCAGCGACGGGUCGGUGUAUAGCUCGCUCGUGACUACCGACCAAGUUGUUGCCAGCACCACCGGCUAUGCCACAGCCACCAUUUCUCCUUCUCUUGCCGACAGUUCAUCUGGUGGUAGCUCACUCUCGACAUCGAGCAAGAAGAUCAUCGGAGGCGUGGUGGGCGGUAUCGGAGGCGCUAUUCUCGUUGGUGGCCUCGCCGUUGUGGCUUGGAGGAUCUGGGGCAGGAAGAAGAGGCCAGCCGUGCCGCAGGAUGAGUACCUGGACUCGCAAAACGACAGCAUCCGCAAGGAGAGAAUAGCGAGCGGUUCUGGACUCGAGCGAUACCAGCAACCACACAAUGCUCCAUACCAUAACCCGGGCGGCUCGGUCAACACGGCCAGCAACUUCUAAACGCCAAUGAAAUUGGAUAUUGCAUCUUGCUUUAUUGCUGCAUUUGAGCGUAAUGAUGGAUACGGUCGGUACAUAUUGCAGAUCAUGUGUUGGAAGCGGCCGAAGAUAGGCGGGCUCGCACAAGCAUUCAUAGAAUGGGGAAUGGCGUUGAAAAGCAUUUGGUGUCUCACCUCGGUUAGGGAGCACAACACCGUCGCGACGACGAUAUCAGUAUCAGAAUUUGUAUAGUAGAAGUAAUGCAUUGAAAAACUCACCACGC
This is a messenger RNA of Pseudocercospora fijiensis CIRAD86, 1394 nucleotides long. RefSeq lists its product as uncharacterized. Lineage: Eukaryota; Fungi; Ascomycota; Dothideomycetes; Mycosphaerellales; Mycosphaerellaceae. The record is from RefSeq and is a predicted model, not a curated record. The transcript has a single exon. The coding region runs from base 215 to 1135 and encodes 306 amino acids.